AUGGACAUUGCACACCCCCUCCAUUCGGAGGUCACCUCCCUCUCCUUCUCGUUCCUGUCAUCCGAGGACAUCCGCUCCAUCUCGGUCCAGCGUGUCGAGAACCCCAUCCUCCUCGACAACCUCAACAUGCCCACACGCGGCGGUCUGUACGACCCCAAGCUCGGCCCAAUGAAGAAGGGCGACAUUUGCGAGUCUUGCAAGCUGUCGUACUUUGACUGCCCGGGACACUACGGACACAUCGAGCUGCCAACGCCCGUGUUCCACCCACUCUUCAUGAACCAGUGCUAUCAGCUGCUCCGAGGCGUCUGCCUGUAUUGCCACCACUUUAAGAUGCCCGAGAUCAUCCUGAAGCGGUACGUCGCGCGCCUGCGCCUGCUCGACGCUGGAUGCCUCGAGGAGGCACACUACGUUGUGCACCUUGCCCCGUCUGCUAGUGCGUCAAAACAAGCAGAGGAUGGGGACCCGACCGACGAGGACGCGGACGCGGACGUGAGCGCCGAGAGUGCUGCCGAGUUCAUCCUCCGCAUCGAGACGUACGUCAAGCAGGUGAUCAAGCACAAGAAGAAGAAGAACGAGCGCGACGCGUACAAGGAUGGACUGGUGUACGAGGAGCGUCGUCGUGUUCUGCAGGAGUUUGGCAAGAAGAUCUGGAACCGCUGCUCGCACUGCCAGGCUUACGGCAACACGUUCCGCAAGGAGAAGGCGAUCAAGAUUGUCGAGUACGACCUCACGCCAAAGCAGAAGCAGGCGAACGCGGUUCUCAACCUCAAGAAGCCGUCGGCUUCGUUUGGCGUCAACGGCCGCUCGCUCGUCAACAAGAAGAAGAAGAGCGACGCGAUGGACGUCGACGAGGGCAUCGAAGCGAGCUCGGCUUCUGGCAGCAGUGGGAGCGAGGACGAGAUGGACGUCGAUGACGAAGACGAGUCCGAAGAGUCUGAGGACCAGGUUGACGAAGGUCUCGACGACGACGGCAUCGCGCGCACUGCCUCGGGCCAGGUCAAGGGCUCUCGCGGACGCAACGAGCGCGUCAUGGCCGCCGCCGAGGUCCGCGGACACCUUAGGCGACUGUUCCAGCUCGAAUCGGAGAUCUGCAUGCUUAUCUAUGGCCGCCACGGCACGCCCUCAGCUCGUGCACACGCCAACCCCGCUCCUGUCGCGGACAUGUUCUUCAUGGACGUCGUGCCAGUCACCCCGACGCGCUUCCGCCCUGCAUCGAUGAUGGGCGACGACCUCUUCGAGAACGCGCAGAACACGCUCCUCGCUGAGCUCAUCACCACAUGCGAGCGUGUGCAGACACUCAGCCAGACGCUGCGUGACUUUAAGCGGCUCGACAAGUCGCCUGAGCUCGCCGAGAAGCUCAAGGCCUUUGACGAGACCCGCUCGUUCGCGUUGCUCCUCGAGUCCCUCAUCUCCCUACAGCACAACGUCAACAGCUUGAUCGACAGUACCAAAAACCCCAAGGUUAUGGCGCAGGGCAAGCUCCCGCCACCUGGCAUCAAGCAGCUGCUCGAGAAGAAGGAGGGUCUAUUCCGGAAGCACAUGAUGGGCAAGCGUGUCAACUACGCUGCGCGUUCGGUUAUCUCUCCUGACAUCAACAUCGAGACCGACGAAAUCGGCAUCCCACCAGUGUUCGCCAAGAAACUCACGUACCCCGAGCCCGUGACGCCGCAGAACGUUCACGAGAUGCGCCGCCUAGUCAUCAACGGGCCCAAGGUUCACCCCGGCGCGACAAUCGUGCAGAACGAGGACGGCACGCAGGUGUCGCUUGACAGGAUGUCGCCGGAGCAGCGCGAAGCUAUUGCCAACCAGCUCCUUACCCCGCAGAAUGACCAGUUUGCCGGCGGCAGCAGCACGUCGAUCCCCCCCCGCAACAAAAAGGUCUACCGCCACAUCCGCGACGGAGACAUUGUCAUCCUCAACCGUCAGCCGACGCUGCACAAGCCGUCGAUGAUGUGCCACCGCGUCAAGGUGCUGCACGGCGAGAAGACGAUCCGCAUGCACUACGCCAACUGCAACUCGUACAAUGCCGACUUUGACGGAGACGAGAUGAACAUCCACUUCCCGCAGAACGAGAUUGCGCGUGCCGAGGCCCAGAUGCUCGCCAACACCGACAACCAGUACCUCGUCCCGACAUCCGGUAACCCCCUCCGUGGUCUGAUUCAGGACCACGUCGUCGCUGGAGUGUGGAUGUGCAACAAGUCGACGUUCUUUACGCGCGAUCAGUACUACCAGCUCAUCUACGGUGCGCUCCGCACCGAGGACAACUACACUGGUGGUGGCCGUAUCCGUACCCUUCCCCCCGCCAUCUUCAAACCCCGCCCCAUGUGGACCGGCAAGCAGAUCUUCUCGACCAUCAUGCUCAACCUCACCCCCGACAACGCCAAGGGCCUCAACCUCAUUUCCCAGAACAAGAUUGCCAACAGCUUGUGGAAGCGUGACGACUCCAAGGACAAGGACAUGUCCGAGGAGCAGGUCAUCUUUGUCGACGGCCACCUCCUCGUCGGUAUCCUCGACAAGUCGCAGUACGGCGCUUCGUCGUACGGUCUCGUACACUCGGUACACGAGCUGUAUGGGCCAUACAUUGCCAACAGGUUGCUGGCAGUCCUCUCGCGCGCGCUCACAAAGUACUUGCAGCACACGGCGUUCACGUGUCGUAUGGACGACCUGAUCCUCACGGACGAGGGCGAGAAGCUCCGCAGGGAGAUCCUCGACGCCGCCAAGGAGGACGGCGUGUACACGGCGAUGAAGUACGUCGGUCUCCCCGAGGGCUCGAGCCCCGACGACCCGGCCGCGCAGGCCAACCUCAAGAUGCGCCUCGAGGGCAUUCUGCACGACGACUCGCUUAUGGCGGGCUACGACGGCGUGAUGCAGCAAAAGUUCAACAAGACGACGUCCAAGAUCAACAACGACGUGCUCCCUGCCCACCUCAUCCGGCCCUUCCCCGACAACAACAUGCAGACCAUGACAAUCUCAGGUGCCAAGGGUUCCAAGGUCAACGCGUCGCAGAUCUCGACGUUGCUCGGUCAGCAGGCGCUCGAGGGACGCCGUGUACCGACCAUGGUGUCGGGCAAGACGCUGCCGGCGUUCAAGGCCUACGACACCUCGGCGCGUGCGGGUGGCUACGUCGCGAACCGUUUCUUGACAGGCGUCCGCCCGCAGGAGUACUACUUCCACUGCAUGGCUGGUCGCGAGGGUCUUAUCGACACGGCCGUCAAGACUGCGCGUUCGGGAUAUCUCCAGCGCUGUCUGAUUAAGCACCUCGAGGGCGUCAAGGUGCACUACGACCACACGGUGCGCGACUCGGACUCGUCCGUCCUUCAGUUCCUCUAUGGCGACGACGCGAUCGACGUGACCAAGUCAAGACACUUGACCAAGUUUGACUUUGCGGCGCGGAACCACGACUCACUGCUUAACAAGUACGACCCGAGCGCAAUUGCCGGCAAGGUCGACGACAGCGAGGCGAUCGACUGGAGCAAGAAGGCGCUCAAGAAGCCCGCCAAGUACGAACCUGCCAUGAGCAUCUACCAGCCGAGCCGUUACCUGGGCUCCAUGUCCGAGGCGUACGCACGCAACGUGAACGAGUACAUUGCGUCCAACAAGGCCGGGUACAUUCAGCCGCGCAAGGGCGAGACGCCGCCAUCUGCUUACGCCUCUGUGCGUAUUCCCGAGCGCGAGUUCACGCAGCUGGCAAGAGUGCGCUACAUGCGCUCGCUCGUCGACCCAGGAGAGGCGGUCGGCCUGCUGGCGUCUCAGGGUGUCGGCGAGCCGUCGACGCAGAUGACGCUGAACACCUUCCACUUGGCUGGUCACGGUGCUGCCAACGUCACGCUUGGUAUCCCCCGUCUGCGUGAGAUCGUCAUGACGGCUGCACGCAAGCCUGCCACUCCGACGAUGACGCUCCCGUUGCGCGAGCACGUCGAGGCUGGCGACGCUGAUACAUUUGUCAAACUCGUGAGCCGACUCACGCUGUCCGAGGUUGUGGAGAAGGUCACGGUCACCGAGCGGUUGUCCGGCAAGACCGCCGAGGCGAACAACUCGCGCGUGCGCAGGUACACUGUUCUGCUGGACUUCUACCCUCCAGAGGAGUACACGGAUGAGUACAAGAUCACGGUGGACCAGCUGCACGACUCGUUGUGCACGUCGUUUGCGGACCGGGUCAAGCGCCAGAUCGUCAACCAGCUGCGCACGGCCAUCAAGGCCAAGGAGCAGGACCAGGCCGUGGGCAAGGGUCUGCGUGUGCGUGCUGGUGCGGACAUUGAAGAGGCGCCCAGGCGGGGAAGAGACGAUGAGCUCGACGACGACGACGAGGACUCUGGGCAGCUCAAGCGGGCCCGUCAGGCGCGCGCUCUCGAGUACGAGGACGACGACGAGGAGACGGGCGUCCAGGACCUCGAGGACAUUAUCGAGGCCGGGCAAGAGAGCGAGUCGGACGACGAGGACGAGGAGGAUGACGCUGCUACCAAGGCCGCAUGGGACGCGGCAGCCGACGUGCUUGCCGAGCAGUUCAAGCGGGCAAGCAAGUACGCGACCGACUUCCACUUUGACUCGCGGGGCAAGAGCGCGCAGUUCGAGCUCCAGUUCCCCGGCCAGGCGCCCAAGCUCCUCCUCGUCGACCUGGUCGAGCAGGCGUGUCGGGAGGCGGUGAUCCACGAGAUCCCGUCCAUCGGCCGCUGCCUGAAGAACUUUGACGACAAGGGUGUCUUUUCUCGCUCGCUCACGACCGAGGGCUCAAACAUCCGCGGCAUGUGGGCGCUGGCCGACGAGCUGAUCGACCUGGACAAGAUUGGUAGCAACGACGUCUACGCCAUCCACCAGACGUACGGUGUCGAGGCAGCCCGCCGGACAAUUAUCAACGAGAUGACGGCCAUCUUCGGUGUGUACGGCAUCGACGUCGACUACCGCCACCUGACCGUUAUUGCCGACUACAUGACGCACUCUGGCGGGUACAGCCCGUUCAACCGUACGGGUAUUUCGCACAAGAGCUCGCCACUGCUCAAGGCGUCUUUUGAGACGACGGUUGCGUUCCUCUCUGACGCGACGCUACACGGAGACUUUGACGAUCUCACGUCGCCCGCGGCAAAGAUUGUGCUGGGCAAGCCGAGCGGGAGUGGAACGGGCGCUUUUGAUGUGCGUGCGCCCACGCGCAUGUAG
Molecule: messenger RNA, 5151 nt
Organism: Cutaneotrichosporon cavernicola
Lineage: Eukaryota; Fungi; Basidiomycota; Tremellomycetes; Trichosporonales; Trichosporonaceae
Gene: RPA190
Exons: 3
Coding region: 1-5151 (1716 amino acids)
Biological process (GO): DNA-templated transcription
Cellular component (GO): RNA polymerase I complex
Molecular function (GO): DNA binding
Source: RefSeq, a predicted model, not a curated record